UGUCAUCACGCUCCAUGCCAACAAAAAGAUCUAACAAAGCCAGACGCCAUCCUCAACCCCGAAUGGGACCCAAUCGAGUUCGAUCCCGACGGAGAACAAAUCGAAAUCUUGCGCCAGCCCAUCGAGUGCAUUCGAGCCAUAUGCCUGAGACCCCGCAGACUGAAUAGUUCAAACAGGUGGACCUUUUUUCUGUCCACGUCCGAGGAAAACAAGACGGCGAUAAGGCUUCAUUGUCAACCAACCUACGAUCGUGAAACCACUGUCCUUGAAAAUGGGUCUAAAGCCAGUAUUGUAUUUCAAAAAACAGCAACCCUGGUCCCAUCCAAUGGGCAAUUGACCUUCAUUUUGAGCGUGAACCCCGGAUUCACGGUGAAGAAUAUCCACGAGAUCAUCGUUGCGAACAACCGACACAAAUACGAGAUUGAUAACGAUGGCUGGUAUGAUGAGGUCGCAUUAGUGAAUGAUGGAAUCCAGAAAAGAUGGCCGGGGGAGUUUCCCGACCCGCUCCAGACGGGAACUUACUAUGGGUCGCGAUCCGAUCUCGAAAGCCUCAUCAUAAAUCUCGCUCAGGGUGCAGAAAUUUGUGAUGAAAAGAAACCAGCAUGCUCCAAAUGCAUCCAUCAUGCUAUUGAGUGCGACUUCGUCUCGACAUCAGCUAUAUCAUCAAUUUCAUCCUCUUCAGCACCAUCCCCAUCCAGACCUUCAAAACAGCAAUUUCGAUUCAAGCCUUCUGAAUACCAAUCUGGGGAAUGCAAGCCCAAACAUGCAACAGGCCAGCCAUCUUCGCAGACAGUCUCGACGGAAGUCCACCACAAAAGCGCCAGCGCCUUAUCACAGAGUCAGGAUACCUUGUCAUUUGCGGACCUACAACUCUUCCACCACUUUGUCACAGAGACAUACCGCACUUUAACAGACGAAACAACUGACCACAAUCGCGUUUGGCAAACUCACCUUCCGCAAUGGGGAUUCUCCUCGCCGUCUAUCUUCCACCUCAUAUUAUCGCUGGCAGCCUUGCAUCUGGGCUAUCUCCACCCCGAGGUACGAGACCAGUAUGUGAUGCAGGCAGAUGACCACUUCACGUUUGGCAUUCGAUCUGUGUCUGCUAUUCUAUCGAGUCUGGACUCGGGUAACUGUCAGUCGAUCUACAUGUCGACAGUGUUGAUAUGUUUCGUCUAUUUUGCACACGGUCCAAAACCCGGUGAAUACCUUGUGUUCAGUGAGACGGGGAAGGCUGAAUGGCUCGUUCUUAUGAGAGGAGUGAGAUCGAUUUUGAUGUCUAGCCAUGACAAAAUCUUUACCGGAAUCUUACAGAUUCAACCGGAUCCUGCAAUUCGGGGCGUCAGCCCGUUGUUACAAGAUGAGCUCCAGGAACAUCAGUCUCAUAUUAAAAAAAUUCAACAUUUUAUCGAAACGCAAACCGGCGGGAGUUCCAUGGGUCAGAUCGACGUCGAUGCACUUGAAAACCUGCUCGAAAUGUUUGAGAAAGCAUAUCAGUGCCGAAGCGCUGGGAAGGAUGGUGUUGUCUUGAUGCCCUUUGUCGUUGGAUGGAUAUAUAGACGUCCGGAGGAGUUUAUCGGUCUUCUGGAGGAGAAGGAGCCACUCUCAUUGAUUAUCCUUACUUAUUGGUGUAUUCUUUUGAAGUUCAUGAGAUCCUCAUGGCUUAUGAUCGCUUGGGAUCGGCAUGUCAUCACAGGAAUUCGGGAGUCUCUAGGACUGGAAUUUCACCAAUGGAUUGAGUGGCCUGUGAGUGUGAUUUGCGAUUGA
Penicillium concentricum is the source of this 1764-nucleotide messenger RNA. RefSeq lists its product as uncharacterized. The annotation marks the transcript as partial. The record is from RefSeq and is a predicted model, not a curated record. Lineage: Eukaryota; Fungi; Ascomycota; Eurotiomycetes; Eurotiales; Aspergillaceae. The transcript is spliced from 4 exons. Gene Ontology annotation, molecular function: DNA-binding transcription factor activity, RNA polymerase II-specific. Gene Ontology annotation, biological process: regulation of transcription by RNA polymerase II.